UUAAGGGAACUGUUUGUAUGGUUCAGACUUCUGAUAAGAAGAGAACACUAUAGAAAGAAAAGGUGAAAGUUUGUACAACACACCACUACACCAUGGGGAGACCUCCUUGCUGUGAUAAGGUUGGUAUCAAGAAGGGACCUUGGACUCCUGAAGAGGAUAUCAUCUUGGUUUCUUACAUCCAAGAACAUGGACCAGGAAAUUGGAGAUCAGUGCCCACAAACACUGGAUUGAUGAGGUGUAGUAAGAGUUGUCGGCUUAGGUGGACUAAUUACCUCAGACCAGGAAUCAAGCGUGGGAACUUCACUUCUCAUGAAGAAGGGAUGAUUAUUCAUCUUCAAGCUCUUUUGGGUAACAAAUGGGCAGCAAUAGCUUCCUAUCUGCCACAAAGGACAGAUAAUGAUAUAAAGAACUACUGGAACACCCAUCUGAAGAAGAAGAUUAAGAAGUUUCAAACAACACUGGACCCUCAUAUGGCAUCAAGUUCAACCACCAGUCUUCCUUCUUCCACAACCUACACUGAGAAAAGGAGCUUUAAUGACUCCACAAACCCUGCCUCUGUCUUGAGAUUGAAUCAAACCACCUCCACUUAUGCUUCAAGCACAGAGAACAUUUCAAGGCUCUUGGAAGGUUGGAUGAGGUCUUCUCCAAAGCCUGAUAAUACUAAUACUACUGUUGGAAAAUCCCAAGAGAUACUGCAACAAAGCAGCAGCAGUAGUAGCAGCAGCAACAUCUGCAACAACAACAACAACAAUGCCAUGGAAACAACUUCUGUCCAGUGUUACCAACCAAAACUUGAACAAGAAAGCUGUGAUCUUGUCUCUCAUGAAGAUUUUGAAUCUCUUCUAUCUCUUGACAACUUGAGCAACAUAGCUUGGGACAAGUCCUUCUGUGACUCUAGUACUUUUCAUGGACCACAAACCACCCAGAGAUUGGAUAAUCAGCCUCUUUUAUUUAUUGAGAAGUGGCUCUUGGAUGAAGCAACAGCACAAGGAGAUGAAAUGGUGGAGCUAUCUUCAAUUUUCUGAUAUCUCCUAAUAAAGCUCUCUUGUCAAGUGUAAGUGACAGAAGAGAAAUGGAAGAACACUUACAGUAUGUAUGACUUAUUGUCUUAUUUUUAGUUCCUGGUAGAGGUUCUCAAAAAUUAGGGCCUCUUAACCAAAUGUAGGUAAUAAGCAGUACUUUAUUUAUGUAAGGUUUAUCAGAGAAUAAAGUAAGUUUUAAUUGUUGUUC
This is a messenger RNA of Macadamia integrifolia, 1230 nucleotides long. RefSeq names its product transcription factor MYB60-like. The record is from RefSeq and is a predicted model, not a curated record. The coding region runs from base 93 to 1025 and encodes 310 amino acids. The transcript has 3 exons. Gene Ontology annotation, biological process: response to auxin. NCBI's taxonomy places the organism in Eukaryota, Viridiplantae, Streptophyta, Magnoliopsida, Proteales, Proteaceae.